This is a messenger RNA of Pseudozyma flocculosa PF-1, 2535 nucleotides long. RefSeq lists its product as uncharacterized. Gene Ontology annotation, molecular function: ubiquitin protein ligase activity. Bases 1 to 2535 code for a protein of 844 amino acids. Gene Ontology annotation, biological process: protein ubiquitination; ubiquitin-dependent protein catabolic process. The record is from RefSeq and is a predicted model, not a curated record. Lineage: Eukaryota; Fungi; Basidiomycota; Ustilaginomycetes; Ustilaginales; Ustilaginaceae. The transcript has 3 exons.
AUGUCGGGCGCUGUCGCAUCGACCUAUGCCACGCUCAAGUCUGGCCUGGGCAACGUCACCCUCAGCCCGCUCAAGACGGCCUACCACUUCAUCUUCCCCCCGCUCGAGGACCUCCUCAUCGAGCACGGCGGUGACUAUGCCGCACAGCGGACCCGAGCCAACGAGGCCAGGCAGGCUGCCGCUCUCGAAGGCGGCGUCGUAGGUGCCUCGCAUCGGAACCUUCUCAACCGCGACGACGUGUAUGGCGGCAGCGCCGGUGGCGGUGGCGGUGGCAGUGGCAGUGGCAGUGGCAGUGACAGCGACGAUGCCAUCGAAGCAGUCUGGGACGGCUUCAGCGACAGCCCCUGGAGCUUCAUCACCAGCCGCUACGCCAUCGCCCUCUUUGCCAUGGCACUCAUCACCAACCGGAUCCAGCACAUCUGUCGACCGCGCGGCGGCCGCGCGGUCCGCCUGCCCCAGGCAAAGAGGCUCGCCCUCCGCCUCCCCAGCAUCCUCCUCCUGACCAGGGCCGUCGUCAUCCUCGCCGUCAUCACCUCGAGCCUCUUCUUCUCCGAGUCGGCCCCCAUCAACCGCCUCAUCAGCCUCGCAUCGACGAGGUCGUGGAGAGAGGCAUGGCUUGCUUACAAGCCCAUCGGGGGCUGGGCGCAGGGCUACUUUGGCUCGGAGUCGCACGAUGCCAUCGCCAGGGCCAGGGACGCAGCCGCACUCUGGGCAUCCUUCACCGCCACCUGCGUCGCUGUCGUCACCGAAUCCCUCAUCCGCAGUCUCGAGGCAGACCGCGAAGAGGCGCCCUCGUUUAAUCUGGUCGGCUUCGCCUUUCUGCUGCACUUCCACUCGUUUUCCCCCGAGCACGAGGCCACCAAGCACGUCUACCUCUGCAUCCUGUUGCAGAUCACCGAGGUGCUUGCAGUCGGGCUUUCCAAGUGCCGCAAGAGACCCCUGGCGCCUCGACUGGCCGUGACGUCGGUCUUUGGCAUCACCGCGACAGUGCACUAUCUCCUCACCCUGAGCGACGGCACCUACCCGUUCAUGCUGGCCUUCAGCCGGGCGCCCGAGAUCGCCCUGAUGGUCAUCGUACUGCUGACGGUCACGCUCCACGCCCUCACCAUGUUCCUCACCGGCGAGCGGGUCGAAAUGGGGCGGCUGCUCUUCAAUCGCUCGAACAUGCCUUCGAUGAGCGACGACUGGUCGCUGGCCCUCUUCAAGGUCGGCACCGCGUGCCUCGAGUCGACUCGGCUUACGGGCCUCUCGCAAGAGGUGGCGCCGCUCCAGGCCUACGAGGGGCCGUUUGUCGAGAUGCUGCGCAACGGCAACGUCCGCAUCAUCGACGCAGACCGGGGCCGCCUCCCGGAAGACGCUCGCCUCUCUGGAAGCGGCGAUCAGCUUCGACACGACGUCGCCGGCGGCCUCAGCCGCGAGAUCAAGCAAGUGCGCGUCGAGGACUCGGCGGCCGCGCGGCCCUCGGGCCUCAUCUCCUCGGCCAGGCUGCGAGAGGCGAAGCGCUUCCUGCUGCAGCUCUACAGCACCCUGCGGGCGCUCAUGGUGCUGAGCGUCACCAAACUCUGCAGCGCCGUCGGGCUGCCGCCGCCGAGCGUGCCGCAGUGGGUCUACAGGCUGCUGCGCAGGGUGCGGCUUCUGUGGCACGGCCGCAACGGCGAGGAGCGAAGGGAGCAGCGCCUAGCCGAGGAGCGGAGGAACCGGCUAUCGCAAGAGUCGCGACGCGCCUACAUGGCGUGGGUCAGCGGUCGAGACGGGUCCAGCGCGACGCCAGGCCGGCUCGCUGCAAGGAUGCGGCCGAGGCCGCGGCGGAUCGCAUCGGCCGACGCCGUUGUGGCGAGCGCAGAUGGACGGUCAUCGGCGCAGCAAGUGGGCAGUGCUCGGCCGUUCGUGGCGAGGCCGCGCAGCCGUGCAGCAUCGCCGUCGCCCUCGUCCUCGCUGCUGGACGCGAUGCUGUGGCAGCGUUUUCUGGCGCCGGAUGCGCCGAUACUCGAGGAGGACGAGGAGGACGAAGACGACGGCGAAUACGCCGACGAAGGGGCUGAUUCAGAGGGUGAAGAGCUGUCGAGCGACGAGGAAGAGGGCGGCGAGCUGCAGGCGGACCGAGGGUCGCUAGACGUCGGGGCCCAACUCGCUCGUCGGGCCGAUCGCCUUCGUGCGCAGGCAGCUGCUGGCGACGGCAUCGACCUGACCGCCGACGAUGAGGUUGAGGAUGACGAGCAGGGCCCGCUCUCGGACGGAGAAAGUCUGCUGCUGCUGGCACAGUAUGCGCUCCGAAGAGAUGGGCCUCCCUUGACACGGUCGACCCUCCGCAGUUUGGUGGAUCCGGCGUCGACCUCUUCUGCCGGGGGCGACGGGGCGGCGGUGCUGCGACGAGGCAGCGUCGAUUACCGGGGUGGUUCGGAAGAAGAGUCGGCGCUGCUGCGUGCGAUUGCCGAGAAGCGGCUGGAGCUCGAAAGCAGCCGGGCUGCCUCGGGGGGCGACGUCGAGGCCGAGCGGAGACGGCUUUGCGUCGUCUGCUGCGUCGAAGAGAGGUGA